AUGUCGGACCGCGUAGCACAAAUCGCAUCUCACCUCAACUACCCCAAGGGUAUGCUCGCCGGCCAAGUGGCCAUCAUCACCGGCAGCGGACAGGGAAUCGGCGCCGAGGCGGCACGACUCUUUGCCAACGAGGGCGCAAAGGUUAUCGUUUCCGACAUUGACGGCAAAAAGGCACAAGAGGUCGCAGACAGCAUCAAUGCCGCAGGCGGUAAAGCCAUCAGCGUCCCCGGCGAUAUGCUGUCUGCAGACUACAUCACCACCCUCGUCGCCAAGGCAGCAGACUUUGGCGGGGGCAAGAUCCACCACAUUGUCAACAACGCCGGCUACACCUGGGACGGCGUCAUCCACAAGAUGACGGACAAGCAGUGGGACACCAUCAUCGCACUGCACUCGACAGCGCCCUUCCGCCUCGUGCGCGCCGCGGCCCCCUACUUCCGUGUCAAGGACGGCGAGAACCGCUGCGUCGUCAACAUCAGCUCCACCUCGGGCGUCCACGGCAACGCGGGCCAGGCAAAUUACGCCAUGGCCAAGGCCGGCGUCACGGGCCUGACAAAGACGAUUGCCAAGGAAUGGGGGCCCGCGUUCGGCGUGCGCGCCAAUACCGUCGCCUUUGGGCACAUCAAGACACGGUUGACGGAUGCGAAGGAGAAGGGCGCCUUUAUUACCGGGCCGGACGGCGAGAAGAUCGCGCUGGGGAUCCCCCAGGCGCAGAAGGGGGCUAACCAGGACGCGCACGCUGAUAUUCCGCUGCGUAGGCCCGGGACGCCGACUGAGGCGGCCUCGGCGGUGCUUGCUGUCGUUAGUCCGCUGUUCAGCUACGUGAGUGGUCAGACGAUCAUGGUCACGGGUGGUCGCAACAUGUAA
Molecule: messenger RNA, 864 nt
Organism: Colletotrichum orchidophilum
Lineage: Eukaryota; Fungi; Ascomycota; Sordariomycetes; Glomerellales; Glomerellaceae
Product: short-chain dehydrogenase
Exons: 2
Coding region: 1-864 (287 amino acids)
Molecular function (GO): oxidoreductase activity
Source: RefSeq, a predicted model, not a curated record